AUGGGGGACGAUUCAUCAGAGGGAUCUUCGAGCUCAUCUAGCGAUGAUACGAACCAUAGCGAUGAUACAAACCAUACGGUUCUUGCUCCGCCUCCUCGUAAUUGUCCUAUUACGGCAAGACAACAACGUUCAUUUAUAUCAAAUUUAUUUUAA
This is a messenger RNA of Arabis nemorensis, 153 nucleotides long. The record is from the annotation of a GenBank genome assembly. NCBI's taxonomy places the organism in Eukaryota, Viridiplantae, Streptophyta, Magnoliopsida, Brassicales, Brassicaceae.